GGAGAGCUGGGCUGCUGAGGCCCCGGCGGAUGUGGAUCGAGAGGAGGCGGUGUCCUUGACUAGGCCCGAAGGAGCUCGGGUUCGGGCUCCGCGUCGGGGCUGAAGCAUGGAUCUUGCCUGGCCCCGGAGGAUGCGGGGGCCGGGCGGGGUCCCUGAGCGGGGUUUUGGUGCUGACUGGGGCAGAUCUAGUGCCGGAAGGAAGAAACAGUGACGGACCUGGAGACUGCAUUUCCCUGUCCUUCCCACAGCUUUUUCGCCAUGCCUGGGUCACUUCCUUUGAAUGCUGAAGCUUGUUGGCCAAAAGAUGUGGGAAUCGUUGCCCUUGAGAUCUAUUUUCCUUCUCAAUAUGUUGAUCAAACGCAAUUGGAAAAAUACGAUGGUGUCGAUGCUGGAAAGUAUACCAUUGGCUUGGGCCAGGCGAAGAUGGGCUUCUGCUCAGAUCGAGAGGACAUCACCUCUCUUUGCCUGACUGUGGUUCAGAAACUGAUGGAAAGAAAUAAUCUUUCUUAUGACUGCAUUGGGCGGCUUGAGGUUGGAACAGAGACAAUCAUCGACAAAUCAAAGUCUGUGAAGAGUAAUUUAAUGCAGCUAUUUGAGGAAUCUGGAAAUACAGACAUAGAAGGAAUAGAUACGACUAAUGCAUGCUAUGGAGGCACAGCUGCUGUCUUCAAUGCUGUUAACUGGAUUGAGUCCAGCUCUUGGGAUGGACGGUAUGCUCUGGUAGUUGCAGGAGAUAUUGCUGUAUAUGCCACAGGAAAUGCCAGACCUACAGGUGGAGCUGGAGCUGUGGCUCUGCUAAUUGGGCCAAAUGCUGCUUUAAUUUUUGACCGAGGGCUUCGUGGAACACAUAUGCAGCAUGCCUAUGACUUUUACAAGCCUGAUAUGCUCUCUGAAUAUCCUAUAGUAGAUGGAAAACUCUCUAUACAGUGCUACCUCAGUGCAUUAGACCGCUGCUAUUCUGUCUACCGUAAAAAGAUCCGUGCCCAGUGGCAGAAAGAGGGAAAUGAUAAAGAUUUUACCUUGAAUGACUUUGGCUUCAUGAUUUUUCACUCACCAUAUUGUAAACUGGUUCAGAAAUCCCUAGCUCGGAUGAUGCUGAAUGAUUUCCUUAAUGACCAGAACAGAGAUAAAAAUACUAUUUAUAGCGGACUGGAAGCCUUUGGGGAUGUUAAAUUAGAAGAUACUUACUUUGACAGAGAUGUGGAAAAGGCAUUUAUGAAGGCCAGUUCUGAACUCUUUAAUCAAAAAACAAAGGCUUCUUUGCUUGUAUCAAAUCAAAAUGGAAAUAUGUAUACAUCUUCAGUAUAUGGUUCCCUUGCUUCUGUUUUAGCACAGUACUCACCUCAGCAAUUGGCAGGAAAGAGGAUUGGAGUAUUCUCUUAUGGUUCUGGUUUGGCUGCCACCCUGUAUUCUCUUAGAGUCACUCAAGAUGCCACACCAGGGUCUGCCCUUGAUAAAAUAACAGCAAGUUUAUGUGAUCUUAAAUCAAGGCUUGACUCGAGAACUUGUGUGGUACCUGACAUCUUUGCUGAAAACAUGAAGCUCAGAGAGGACACUCAUCACUUGGCCAACUAUAUUCCCCAGAGUUCAGUAGAUUCACUUUUUGAAGGAACAUGGUACCUAGUUAGAGUGGAUGAAAAGCAUAGAAGAACUUACGCUCGACGCCCUUCUCCAAAUGAUGACACUUUGGACGAGGGAGUAGGACUUGUUCAUUCAAACACAGCAACUGAGCAUAUCCCAAGCCCUGCUAAGAAAGUGCCAAGACUUCCCGCAACAGGAACAGAACCUGAAGCAGCUGUCAUUAGUAAUGGGGAACAUUAAAAUAUUCUGUGAGGUAAAGACUUCACAGUGGGGUAGGGUUGGGGGAAUUGGAAUGUUUGGAGAAAUUGUCUGGGAUGUCUGGGGACACUUUUAAAGGAUUACAUGUUGCUUGAAUUUUAUGUGACUGACAAAGAACCUUUGAAAUUAUUUCUGUUCUUGGAGAAGUCUCUUUGCUCAAUUUGCUAAUAUGCUUCCCUUUGAGGUCUAGCGAAUGCUAAACUUUAUACCUCUAUGGCCAUUUAUAUGCAUGAAGUCUAGUUUUUAAACAUGAUGCAAAUCAUGUGCUUCUGUCAGAAGAAAGCAGAGGUACUAGUCUCCAAUUUAAAUUUCUUUUGUAAAGAUGUAAGAAUUUUAUACUUUGAACAACCAAGAUUAAUGAAAAGUACAUGGGGUUUUUGAAAAACUUUUCUAGCUUAGGAAAUGGGGUCUUAAAGUAUGAGGUGAACAAACCUUGUUUGAAAAUGGUAAGACAAACAUACGGUUUUUCUAAGAUUAUACAUCUGAAAGAAGGAGAAUACGGUUAGGACAGUAAUAACGGUUCUGGACUGUGGAAUAUUGCUUAAUGUCCAGGCUGGCAGUGAUAAGUGACUGUAAUGACCUCUAAACAGAGAGAUGCUAGCAUUGAGAAAGCUUCUGCAUAGAAAACAUGAUUCUUUUGGGAGCUGUGGAUUUAGGUCUAGAAUUAAGUGCUCCUGAUCAGUUCAUAGUGGAUUAUCAUGCUCAUAACCUUGAUGUAAUUGGAAGUAUGUAGGAGGAAGCUUGUUGUUACAGUCUUUCUUUGCACCUUAUUGUAAAAGAUACCAGAAACUUUUUUUGCUGCCUUUUAAAAAUUUAAAAAGCAAGGAUGGGGCAGGGCAUUAUUAGGAUACUUUUGCUUCAGUGUUAAAUAAUUUUUAGACUGACAAAUUCAUGCUGUAAGAGAGUUCUUUUGUUUAUUUUGUUUUGCUUGUUUGUGUGUGUCCAAUGAAACUAAGAACAGCCCAAGUUUUUACAUAAUCUGACUAGCCACAAAGAGUAUUCUACUUCAGGGUCGGAAAGUUGGAUUUAUAAAGCUUUUCUUAGACUUUCAACCUUAAAAACAAAAAAUAUAAAAACUGUCACAUGGGAUGAAUAAGAAGAUUGGUUGGAAAGUUUUAUAGAUGCUUUUGGUGCUGAGCUAUGACAUGAGCCUUAUAGAUUGUAAAAUAGAGAUAGUUGGAACUAAUGUACAGAACUAAAUGUUUUAAAACUUUAUUUGCUGUUAAAUUCUGUGAAGUUUCAGUUAUCUCAAAUAAUCAUUCACAAGUAUGAAAUGUAAUGUUUCAGUUUGCAAGUUUAUAUGUAGUGUUUGUAAGAUACUCUUGUCAUAUUAACUGUAGUAUUUUGAUUUGUACAGUCAUAAUUUGUUAAAAUGACUUCAUUUUAACAUCCACUGAUGUAGAUUAAUGUAAGAAUGGUGGGGAAAUGGUGCAUGUAAUACUUUUACAAGCGUCGGGAGUUCAGUAUGUUUUGAAAAGAGUAAUUUAACAUUUGGGUGCCAAGAAAUGGUUUUCUCAAAGUCCAUUGCCAGCAAUGGGCAAGCCUGGUAAUACUGGCACAAAAUAUUAACUAUACACCUUAUCAUCAGUGAGGUGAGUAACUUUGAAAUAAAGUUUUAGAGAA
Molecule: messenger RNA, 3462 nt
Organism: Fukomys damarensis (Damara mole-rat)
Lineage: Eukaryota; Metazoa; Chordata; Mammalia; Rodentia; Bathyergidae
Gene: Hmgcs1
Product: 3-hydroxy-3-methylglutaryl-CoA synthase 1
Exons: 11
Coding region: 259-1821 (520 amino acids)
Biological process (GO): acetyl-CoA metabolic process
Cellular component (GO): cytosol
Molecular function (GO): hydroxymethylglutaryl-CoA synthase activity
Source: RefSeq, a predicted model, not a curated record